Messenger RNA from Gaeumannomyces tritici R3-111a-1, 3164 nucleotides. RefSeq lists its product as hypothetical. The coding region runs from base 248 to 2722 and encodes 824 amino acids. Gene Ontology annotation, cellular component: plasma membrane. The record is from RefSeq and is a predicted model, not a curated record. Gene Ontology annotation, molecular function: ferric-chelate reductase activity. The transcript has 2 exons. Gene Ontology annotation, biological process: copper ion import; iron ion transport; intracellular iron ion homeostasis. Lineage: Eukaryota; Fungi; Ascomycota; Sordariomycetes; Magnaporthales; Magnaporthaceae.
GCCAAGGGACCACAUCGGGGGUGGCCUUCCGCAGAUGGCCUCGGGCACCUUGCCAACUGCAAUGCUGGCAGCCCUUGGUCAGUUUUGACAAGUACCUAGGUAAGUAGCUAUGGACGUAGCCUAGCCAUCCAAGGACAGCUUCUACUCCAACAGCGUCCUCGUAAUUCAGCCGGGCCAUCGGGCUGUUUCAAAGACGGGAGUUGUCCUGCCAAACAAGUCUCCUACAAGGAGUCCAAACAACAGCGUCAUGUCACCUCGGGCCCGCCGCUCAUGGCUGCCCUUCCUCCUUGCUGCGAGCCUCACGGCCCCAUCCGCCGCGGACGGGACGGGCAUGAUCGGCUGGGGCAAGACCAUGUACGACCCGCCGUGCGCCUUCGCGUGCCGCAACGUCCUGCGCAACUGCCGGCUCCUGUGCACCCCGCCCGCCGGCCGCGGCCGCAACUACGGCUCGGCGCACUCGCCCAACUGGACGCCGCCCGAGUGCUUCACGACGGACGCGGCCUUUCUGCGCACCAUGGCGCUCUGCAUCGACACCUACUGCCAGCCGUCGGCCGAGAAACCGUCCGCCGCGUCGCUCGACGACUACUGGGCCUCGCACCUGGGCGUGCCGACCGUCGGCGACUACACCUGGGUGCCCGCCGUCUCGUACGCCGAGGCGCUGCGGGCGGCGCGCGCUGAUGAGAGGGAGGCGGCGGCGGCGGGGGCGCGCGGGGGAAACAGCAGCAACAGCGCGGCGGGGAGCGGCGGUGGCGGUGGCAGCCACGCGCGGCACAAGGCGAGGCAGCACGGGCACUCGGAGCCCACGUCGGGGGCUGGCGGGAACGCGACCGUGCUUGGCAGUGCGUUGCCGAGGAUCAAGGCCAGGCAGCCCCUAAACGUGACGAGCUUCGUCGCGCACGAGGACUGGCUGAAGCCGUACAACGGGGCGAAGCUGUUUGAGACCAACGAGGUCGGGCACUCGAACUCGACAAUCGGCGUCCUCCUCGUCGCUCUACUCACCCCCGUCCUCCUGUCGCUCCUCCGCUUCAUACCUGGGUUGGCACGCAGCCGCACCUGGACGUGGAUCAACUGCAUGGCCAACCACCCCGCCGCGCUGGGCCGCCGGCACCGCGAGCCGCGGGGCGGGGCGUGGGCGCUGGGCGGCGCGACGGUGCCGACGCGGGGCCAGCUGCUCUACAUCGGGCUCAUCAGCUUCAUCAACAUCGCCUGCGUGCUCGCGCCCUACUACUACGCCUUCCCCAACUCGACGUAUCCAACGCGGCGCAACCAGGACAUGGCCACGAUGGGCAACCGCGCCGGCAGCAUGGCCAUGGGCAACGCGGGCGCGCUCUUCGUCUUCUCGGCCCGCAACAGCGCGCUGCUGUGGCUGACAGACUGGCACCACGCCACCUUCCUGCUGCUGCACCGCUGGCUCGGCUACUGGGCCGUGGCGCUGACGGUUGCGCACUCGGCCCUGCUGCUGGCCACGUACGUCGAGUACGGCGACUACGCCAUGGAGCUGGCGCGCCUCUACUGGCAGUGGGGGAUAGUGGGCACCGUGGCGGCCGUGGCGCUGCUGGCGGCCAGCGCGCCGGCGCUGCGGCGCGCGGCGUACGAGGUGUUCCUGCCGCUGCACCACGUCCUGGCCGUGCUGUUCCUGGUCGGCUACUACUACCACAUCUGGCACCUGUACGAGUACAACUGGGGCUACGAGAUCUGGGUGUGGUUCGCCGUCGGCGUCUGGGGCGCCGACAAGCUGGCGAGGCUGGCGAGGACAGCGCGCAACAGGCUCCGCACGGCCGUGGUGUCGGCCGUCGAGGGCAGCGGCGGCGGCGGCCAGUACCUCCGCAUCGAGGUGGACGGCGUGCGCGUCGACGGCGUCGUGUACCUGCGCUUCCCGACGCUGAGCUGGAUGUUUUGGGAAAAUCAUCCGUUCUCGGUCGUCUCGUCGUUUGUGGACGCGGACGGCCAGGCGGAGGAGGUGGAAGUGCAGGGCGAGGGCAGUAGCAGUGGUGUCACGGUAGUAGGAGAAAAGUCCGCCAGCGACAACGUCGUCGCAGAAGAAGCGCGGGAUCCAUCCCCGUCGGGAUCAAGCGUCGCGCGCCAUCACCCCCGGACCGCCACCGCUACCACCGCGACCGCGCCACGCGCCACAUUCAUCGUGCGCACCCGCAACGGCGUCACGGCCCACCUAGCAGCGCGCCUGGCCGCCUCCUCGUCGUCGCCAGACACCCAGGCGCCGCUACGCCUACCGGUGCUCGUCGAGGGCUCGUACCGUUACGCAUCGUCGGGCCCCGCGCGGGUCCGCGGGUGCGAGGCGCUGCUGUGCGUGGCGGGCGGCGUGGGCGUGACGGCGCUGCUGCCGCUGCUGCGGGAAUUCUCCUCCUCCUCGGCUGCGGCGCCUGCAAAGGGCGACGACGACGAUGGGUCACCACCCACCACCACCACCAUCACCACCACGGCGCGCCUCGUCUGGGGCGUGCGCGACGGCAGCCUCCCUGCGGCGCUGGCUGGGCAGCUGGCCGGGCUGGGCGCGGGCGGCGUGGCGGUCGAGACGAGCGUCGGGGCUAGGGUGGAUGUGCGCGCCGUGGUCAGGAACGAGAUGGCGGCCGGGCGCGGGCCCCUGGGCGUGGUGGUGUGCGGGCCGCCGGGCAUGGCGGACGAUGUGCGCGCGGCGGUGGCGGAGCUGGGGAGGAGCGGGAGACGGGCGGUGGUGUUUGUGGACGAGGCGUUUGGUUGGUAGAUGGUUGUGGUUCCAUGUUUAGCUUAGUCCAAUCUCCUUACCCAUAUAAAUCUGCAGGAUGAUGGGUGGAGCAUCAAGUCAGCUUCUGUCUAUCCACGACCGGCGUGUGUGGUUUAAGGGUAAAAUCCAUCGUUGCCAUCGAUGGGCUCCCGGUUCGAGUCCGGGCACACGCAAAACAGGAUCAAGGGUUGCUGCUUCGAUCUAAGCGCUUUUUUUUUUUUUUUUGCAUUUGAUGACAUUUGAAGCCUCGGCAGAGAACUCAAGUCUAGCGAGCCAAGAUGAAAAGUUACGUGGCCGCCGCAUUCCAGGCAACGACGUGUCUCGCUAUUUUUUGGGCCUGAGUGUUAAAUCGGUGAAGGCCCAUACAAAUCAUUCCUGCGGCCGGCGAACAAAAAAGUCUCGUCCAAGCACAUGAUGAACUGGGCACUAUUAUCAUAUGAGC